Molecule: messenger RNA, 15255 nt
Organism: Lingula anatina
Lineage: Eukaryota; Metazoa; Brachiopoda; Lingulata; Lingulida; Lingulidae
Product: ryanodine receptor
Biological process (GO): striated muscle contraction; intracellular calcium ion homeostasis; release of sequestered calcium ion into cytosol by sarcoplasmic reticulum
Cellular component (GO): Z disc; smooth endoplasmic reticulum; sarcolemma
Molecular function (GO): calcium ion binding; protein binding; ryanodine-sensitive calcium-release channel activity
Source: RefSeq, a predicted model, not a curated record
CGAGACAGUAUUAAUAAAUGAUGCUCUAUUGCGUUCUGUUAUCACGUGAAGACGCUUUGUAUAGCAACCUCCUAGAAAUAACAUACACUCAGCGGGCGAGCAAUGCCAUGAGAAAUAAGUAAGAGGCAUCAAAUUACCCGAUUGAUCAAAAAUAGAGGGAGGUUGCUCAAAUAUUCGAAGGGCCCAAAAUAUAUGAAAGCAAGGUUGAUUUGGUCCUAACAGCUUCACCUGUUGGCUGCGCAGUGUUAUAUUUUCUGUGAGAGGACCGCUGGCCUCACGCGACGAUGGAGUGCCUUGUGCCUGCCUCUUGGGAGCAUUAACGAGCCGACUGAAGGAACACGCUUUUUUGUAAGAAGAAGCGGCGAUCAUGGCCGAUGCCGCCGAGAGUGGGAAAUCCGAACAGGAUGAUGUCUCGUUUCUACGAACGGAUGACAACAUAUGCCUGACCUGUGUGACGCCCACCUCCAAGGACAGCCAAAAUGUGGAGAGAGUCUGUCUGGGAGCUGAAGGGUUUGGAAACCGGAUGUGCUACCUUGAGAACUUAUCAAGCAAGCAUGUCCCCCCAGAUUUGUCCAUGUGUAUGUUUGUGUUGGAGCAAGCCCUGUCUGUGCGAGCUCUACAGGAGAUGGUCACAUCAACUUCACAGGAUAUGGCCACCCAAUCUGGCCACAGAACCUUGCUUUAUGGACAUGCAGUUCUACUCAAGCAUGCCAACAGCAGUAUGUAUUUAUCCUGUCUCUCAACAAGCUCUUCAAAUGACAAACUAGCCUUUGAUGUGGGCCUCACAGAAACUCCACAAGGUGAAUCCUGCUGGUGGACCAUCCAUCCUGCUUCUAAACAAAGGUCUGAGGGAGAGAAGGUGCGAGUUGGAGAUGAUCUUAUCCUAGUCAGUGUGGCAUCAGAGAGAUAUCUGCACAUUGGCAGUGGCCAGAGUGUGAUAGCCUCGUUCCAGCAGACCUUAUGGACAGUAGCACCAGUUUGCUCAGGUGCCAUCAGGCAGAAAUCUCUUGGUUUUGUCUUUGGUGGCGAUGUGUUGCGUUUAUUCCAUGGCCACAUGGACGAAUGUCUGACCAUUCCUCCCGCUGGCAGUGAAAAUGAAUUCAGUGCUGUCAUGUAUGAAGUGGGGGCUGUUUGCACUCAUGCUCGGUCGCUAUGGCGACUGGAACAUAUACGUACGAAAUGGGCAGGUGGAUUCAUGGGUUGGGCUCACCCUUGUCGAUUUCGUCAUGUCACCUCAGGACGCUAUCUCGGCUUGACGGCAGACAAUCAAGUGACCAUGUUACACAGAGACGAUGCCUCAGAUGAAACUACAGCCUUCUUCCUUAGACAGUCCAAAGAUGACCGCAAGCACUCAGAGGCGCGCGAAGAUGAGGGGAUGGGCACGGCCGACAUCAAAUAUGGCGAUUCCAUUGUUUUUCUGCAACACUGUCAGACGGGGUUGUGGCUUUCCUAUCAAACUUUCGAGACGAAGAAGAAAGGAGUGGGCAGAGUAGAGGAAAAGAAGGCUGUCAUGCUUGUUGAGGGCCACAUGGAUGAUGGCUUGUCUUUUGUUCGAGCUCAAGAGGAGGAGUCUAGAUCGGCAAGAGUUAUCAGGAAAUGCCAGUCCCUGUUUCAUAGAUUCAUCAAGGCUCUAGAUGCCUUGAAAACUGAAGGCCGCAGCAACCCCUCCUGGCAAAGAGUUAACCUCAGUGAGGUCAUCAAAUGUCUUGAAGACCUCAUUGAGUAUUUCGCACAGCCACAGGAAAAUGAAGAACAUGAAGAGAAACAACUAAAACUAAAAGCAUUGAGAAACAGGCAGGAUCUUUUCCAAGAGGAGGGUAUGAUCGCCUUAAUUUUGUCAACCAUUGACAACUUCAGUCGAUUUCACAGCAGACGGCAUUUCGCGAACUACGCUGGUGAGGAAGCUGCCAACACUUAUGAGGACAUUUCUGGUUAUCUUUAUCUGUUACUUGCUGCUAUGAUCCGAGGUAACCGAGCCAACUGUGCCCAGUUUGCAGACUGCAAUCGACUGGACUGGCUGGUGAACAGACUAGAGAGCCAGCAGUCUUCUCAAGGUGUCCUGGAGGUCCUCCACUGUGUACUGAUUGACAGUCCUGAGGCUUUGAAUAUGAUCAAAGAACAACACAUCAGGACCAUUAUCUCACUCAUAGACAAGCAUGGAAGGGACCCAAAGGUUUUGAACGUCCUUUGCUCCCUGUGUGUUGGAAAUGGUGUUGCUGUAAGAUCUAAUCAAAAUCUCAUCUGCGAUAAUCUCCUCCCCACAAGGGAUCUUCUGCUGCAAUCACAACUGGUGGACCAUGUCUCAAGCAUGCACCCCAAUGUAUAUGUGGGCCUCCAGGAAGGGUCUGCCAUGUAUAAAAAGUGGUACUUUGAAAUCGCGGUAGAGUAUGUAGAAACUGUCACUCACCUACACCCUCACAUCAGGGUGGGCUGGGCCAAUACCACAGGCUUUUGUCCAUUCCCAGCAGGGGGUGACCGCUAUGGUGCGAACGGGGUUGGUGAUGACCUGUACUCUUAUGGGUUUGAUGGAGGCAGUUUAUGGACAGCUGGCAAGCCUAAAACUGUGCGUUUGACCAGUCAAUACCUAGUGAAGGGGGACAUCAUUGGUUGUGCUCUAGAUCUCACCAUCCCAAAGAUCUCAUUUACUGUCAAUGGAGUACGAGUCAAGGGCUUCUUCAAGGACUUCAACCUGGAAGGGCUGUUCUACCCUGUUGUCAGUCUCUCUGCCAAAGUCAGCUGCCGUUUCAUGCUUGGGGGAGAACAUGGCCGUCUGAAACACGGGCCGCCAGAAGACCAUGCCCCCAUAUCUGAGGCUCUGCUACCCAGAGAAAAACUCAAGAUCCAGCCUUCCUUCCAUUUUGGCAACAUUCCCAAAGGAGUGUUGUGUGGGCCAUCAGAGAUACAGUCGUAUACUUUUGUUCCCAAUCCUGUGGAUACAUCACAAAUUCAGCUUCCAACUUACAUAGAGAAUGUGAGAGAUCGUCUGGCAGAGAAUAUCCAUGAACUGUGGGCCAUGGGGAAGAUAGAGCAGGGAUGGAUAUCAGGAGAGAUGCGAGAUGAUCAGAGGAAAAUACAUCCUUGUCUAACAACCUUUGAGAGAUUACCUGCAGCUGAGAGAAAAUAUGAUAUAACAUUAGCUUACGAGACUUUGAGAACCUUGCUGGCUCUGGGCUAUCAUAUUACAAUAGCAUCGCCUGAUCAGAUACCAAGAUUGAAAACCCUCAAAUUACCAAACAAUUAUCUCCAGUCCAGUGGCUACAAACCCACCCCUCUGGACCUGUCUGGUAUAGUACUGGAUGAUAGGAUGCAUGACCUGGUGGAGCUGCUGGCAGAGAAUACUCACAAUGUGUGGGCCAGGGACAGGAUCAAACAGGGAUGGACAUAUGGACUGGCAGAGGCCAGGAAGUGGCACAAUGGCUCUGAGGCCUAUGGGAAGACAUGGCAGGCAGGAGAUGUGAUUGGUUGCAUGUUGGACAUCCCAGACAGAACCAUCAGUUUCUCUCUCAAUGGGGAAGCCAUGAUGGAUCCAAUGGGUCAAGAAAUUGCAUUCAAGGAUAUUGAUGUCUCAGAGGGCUAUGUUCCUGUCUUCACGCUGGGCCAGUCUCAGCAAGCCAAGCUCAAUUUUGGUCAGGAUGUGAACUCACUGAAAUAUUUCACCUGCUGUGGUCUUCAGGAAGGCUAUGAACCUUUCUGUGUCAACAUGACUAAGCAGAUGACACUAUGGUACAGCCAAGACAACCCAAUCUUCAUGCCAGUUCCCAAAGAUCAUCACAGGAUAGGUGUCUCUAGAAUGCCUGGGGGGUCCAACACCCCACCAUGCCUGAAAGUGGUCUCCAAAAACUAUGGUACCCUUGAAAAAGUGCAGCUGGAAUUUAUCAAGUUGAAUCUUCCCAUCAAGUGCCAUGAUGAAUUCAGGCCAAGGGAUAAACACCCCUACAAUAUGUAUGCAUCCAGGAUUGAGGCCAAAAUGAACUUUGAGAAUCUCCGCCGUGGACAGAUGGACAUCUCGGAGGAGCAGGGACUGACCAAUGGGUAUAAAGAUGGUGAAAGUGCACACAAAGUCAUCGCAGAUUCAUUGCGGAGACUGCUUUACUCAAGCUCACGGGAAAAUUCUCUAGACAAACGGAACGGGUUAAAAAAUUAUUCCAGUGAAAGUGAUGACAGACGGCAGUCAAAAAUGAGUGAGUCUGCAAGCUCCGGUACUGAAUUACAGCGUGGCUACACAGAGGAUUAUAGCAUAGACGCUGGAGAAAGGAGAAAGGUAUUUGGUGGGUCGAGGGGAGGCAAACCUCACUCCUUGGAUAGUUCUCUUGGGUCCCCUGUUAGUGAUAUGGAGCUAGAAGACAGCAUGCUCACAGUGCCCACAAGCAAAGAAAAAAGCUCAUCUAAAUUUUCACUUUUAGAAAACUUCCAGGAUGCCUCGCGUCAAAUUAGUUCAUUGGAAAAACCAACCAAGAGGUCAAAGUCUCCAUUCAGUUUAUUCAAGAAAUCUCGGUCGAGGGACCCCAGUCCCAGUGAACGAGGAGACAAGAAGAAAGACAAGAAAUCCAGAACUCUUCCUUCAAAAGUUGGCAGAGGGGACUCCAUGGAUGACAGUCUUGUGACCCCCUCAAUCAAUAUCCAGGAACACAGGGAUGACGCAGGCUAUCCUGGACUUUCACUUCAGAAAUCUUUCAGUGAAGUCAGUUAUGGCUCAGAUGCAGAUUCACAAUCAGAAGUGAUGGACCCUGACAUCAAUGUGUCAGAAGUCUUUGACUACUACUAUGGAGUGCGUAUUUUCCCAGGACAAGACCCAUCCCAUGUUUGGGUUGGCUGGGUCACUUCAGGGUAUCACUUCCAUCAGAAGGAAUUUCAAAUGAAGAAAGUGAGAAAUGUUGUUGUAUGCACUCUGGAUGCUGAUUAUCAUUUAAAAACCAGUGUAAGCCGCAAGAAUUGUUACAUGGUGUCUGCUGGCGACUUACAGCAGAGAUAUGGCCAGCAGGAACAGACAGCAGGCUCGAGGAGAGUGUCUCCAGGACUUCUCAUUGGUUCAUUUAUUGACGCUUCAACUGGACUGCUCAGCUUUACUGUGAAUGGCAAGGAAGUGGCAAACAAAUUCCAGGUUGAACCUGGGACGAAGUUGUAUCCAGCUGUCUUUUGUGAACCAACCAACAAUGAAAUGUUCCAGUUUGAACUGGGGAGAACAAAGACAACCCUCCCAUUGUCUGCUGCUCUAUUCCGUGGUGCCAAAGACCUUGUACCUCAGUGUCCAUCACGUCUGGACGUCCAGCUGCUGGUGCCACACCGCUGGUCAAGUGUUCCCAAUAAGUCACUCAAGGUCAACACGCUCAAACUGUCUGAGAUUAGAGGCUGGAGCAUGCUUUGUGAGAGCCCAGUUGCCAUGCUUGGUCUUCAUAUACCAGAAGAAGACAGGAGUCUGGACAUUUUGGAACUGAUAGAGCAUACAGAGGCUCUUAAGUUCCACGUGCAUACAUUAGAACUGUACAGAGCUAUAUGUUCCCAUGGCAACCAUAGAGCAGCAUAUGAACUAACCAAACACGUUGAUGAACGCCAGUUGAUGUACUGCAUACAAAGUGAAUACCUGUCAGGGGCCCUGAGGAUGGGUUUCCAUGAUCUGCUGAUAUCUAUGCAUCUAGAAUCUCAUGCUGUCACAAGGUUGAUGACCCAAAACGAGUUUAUCAUCCCUCUGGUGGCAGAUCCCAAACCAUUGGAUCAAUUUGUUGACAAGGACAAGGAAAAAGAGCGACAGUCUAUUCCCAAACUGGAGCGCAGUGUCUCUAUUCGGCCUCAUUUACAGUUGGAAGGAGAGAGCAAUGUGGGCUCCAUGAAUCUUGGUGUCACAGAAGGCGUCACGCCCCCUGCCCCCAUGGCUGCACCCCCCUUCUACCUGGGAGCACUGAAGGAGCACACCAUGCACUCCCUGGUGAUGGCUGUCAAGACAGGAGGACCCCAUAUCAGGGAUCCCAUUGGAGGCUCGCAGGAAAACUUGUUUGUGCCUCUCUUGCGUCUAAUAGAUCGUCUGCUGGUGAUGGGAAUGUGCACAGAGGAGGACCUCCAUCAGUUGUUUGUGCUCAUAGAUCCACAUACAUUUGACAAGGAAAGAAUUUACACAAGAAGGUGGGGUCUUGGUUUGCAAGGUUUCUGUGCAGAGGGACUGUUGCAGAUGAAAUUAGCAGAGCCUGUCAAAUUGGAGAUGUGUCACCUGCUGAAACACCUGUGUGACUGCCAGCUUCGUAAAAGAAUGGAAUCCAUUAUGUCUUUUGCAACAGACUUCUGUGCAGCUGUUCAAAAUGACCAGAGAGUUAGAUACAACUAUAUCAAGCAGUCAGAUCUUCCACCAGCCAUUGCUGCCAAGAAAACUCGAGAGUUCCGCUGUACCCCUCAAGAGCAGAUGAGGUCCUUGCUGAACUUUAAAAGUGAGGAAGAUGAAGAUGGAGGCAUGGUGUGUCCCUGCAGUGAUGACCUGAAGGAGAUCUUGAAGAACUUUCAUAAUGAACUCCUGGAGCACUGUGCUGUCCCCUCCAGCAAGGAGGAGAAAGAGACUGAGGUUCAGGCUGUGGAGCCCCCACCUGCUUCUUCAUGGCAAGAUAAAAUUCUGCAACUUGUUGCUAAGAAAAGGGAAGAAAAGAAAGCAGAAACAGAUGAGGGCAAAAAGCAGGGAGAAAAACCUGAUGAAAUCUUGGGUUGGUCAGAUGGUGUCCCCCUUACCUCUUUUCACAAAAGACAACUAAAAUGGCAUUACAGAUCUCUGCAGAAUUUGAUUUCCAAUACAAUGAGAAAAUGGGCAGAAGAAGAUUUCAUAACUGACCAGAGCCUGGUGCAAGAGAUGUUUAGCCUGCUCUAUAGACAAUAUGAUGGCAUUGGAGAGGUUCUGAGAGCUAUAUUGAAAACAUACGUAAUAAGUGCUGCCAGCACCCAUGACAUCAACAAUUUGGUGAAGGCUCUUGGGAACAUACGAGCCCUGCUAAAUGUGCAGGUUGCGCCACAGGAAGAAGAGACAUUGAAGAGCAGCAUCAAGGAUCUCCUGGACAACAAGGUGUUUUUCCAGCACCCAGACCUGAUGCGUGCCCUAUAUGUCCACGAGACCGUGAUGCAACUGAUGGUGAAUACGCUGAAUAAACAGCAGCAGCAGCAGGCGGCCGGUGGCGGGGAGGUGAAGAGAGAUGGAGACGUGGAGCAACCAGUGGAUAACUCCACAGACAUGGUGGUGAUGUGUUGCCGUUUCCUCUGCUAUUUUUGCCGCACAAGUCGCCAGAACCAGAGGGCCAUGUUUGACCAUCUCAGCUACCUGCUAGAAAACAGCAGCAUGUUGCUAGCUCAUCCAUCUCUCCGAGGCUCCUGUCCCCUGGAUGUGGCUUACUCCUCUAUGAUGGACAACAAUGAGCUGGCCCUGGCCCUCAGAGAGUCCCACCUGGAGAAGGUGGCCGUCUACCUGUCCAGAGCCGGCGUCCAGUCCAACUCAGAGCUGCUGGCCAAGGGAUACCCAGACAUUGGCUGGGACCCUGUGGAAGGAGAGAGGUUUCUGGACUUCCUGCGCUUCUGUGUGUGGGUGAAUGGUGAAAGUGUGGAAGAGAAUUCCAACCUUGUUGUACGUCUGCUGAUCAGACGUCCAGAAUGCCUGGGGCCUGCACUGAGAGGGGAGGGCGGAGGUCUACUGAAGGCAAUGAAAGAUGGAAUCAGAAUGUCGGAACAGAUCGCUGCCUCUAGGGACAGCAUGUCUUCAGGUUUUCUGGCAGCCAUUAAUGAUGACAAUGACACAGAAUUCUUGAGACAGAGUGAGGAGAAAAACAGGCAUAUAUUUCUAACCCAUGAUGGAGUUAAAUAUGACUUCUCAACUCUGCCACCUGAAGAUGACGAGGAUUAUAUAGACAUGGGAGGAGCCAUCUUGGAUUUCUACUCCGCCUUGGUUGACCUCCUGGGGCGCUGUGCUCCAGAUGCAGAGAUUAUUAAAUCUGGUCGCAGUGAUUCACUGAGAGCACGCGCCAUCUUGAGAAGCUUGGUGUCAGUUGAGGACCUGGAAGGUGUUCUGGGCUUGAAGUUUAUUCUGCCUAUUACAAGUCAGUCUGAUGAUGGUGAGGCUAAGCAGAGCGAGGGCAGUCUUCCCCCAGGGUUGCUCCCCCAGCACAAGUCUGCAGUGGUACAGUUCUUAGAGAGAGUCUAUGGCAUACCAGACCAGUCCACCUUCUUCAGACUCCUGGAGGAUGGCUUCUUGCCUGAUCUCAGAGCUGCUACAACACUGGACACGGCUGCUGCUUCUGACAGUGAUAUGGCUUUGGCGUUGAACAGAUAUCUAUGUAACUCUGUCCUACCACUGCUGACUGCCUAUGCCCACUUCUUUGAUGAUGCUGACCACGUGUCUUCCUUACUGGACUCCACACUGCACACAACAUACAGGCUGUCCAAGUGUCGAUCUCUCACCAAGAACCAGAAAGACCUUGUCACAGAGUUCUUGGUGUCUUUGACUGGUCACUUGAGACCACCCAUGAUGACCAAACUUUUGAGAAAGCUGACUAUUGACUUGCCAGGAUUAAAUGAAAACACAGUGGUACCACUGAGGGUUUUGACCCACCACUAUGAGCGCUGUGGUCGUUACUAUGGCACUGGCGGCUGGGGCAGCUGGGGUGCAGCAACAGAGGAGGAAAAGAAACUCACCAUGAUGCUGUUUACUUUGAUCUUUGAUUCAUUGGCACAGCGGUCAAAGGAAAUCAACUUUUUAUUUUCUACUUUUGAUAGAUGGCAUCGUCCUCUUCUGGGUGAAUGCAUCGCCUCCUUUGCCAGCACAUUCCCAGUGGCAUUCCUGGAGCCCCAGCUGAACAGGUACAAUAAACACUCCAUGUUGUACGGAAUCACAGAGGAGAGGAUAGCUGAACACUCCCUGGAGGCACAAGAUGUCAUGAAGCAGCUAGCAGACAACCUUCCGACUCUGGACAAGAUUGUUGCUGAGAUAGAAGAACUGGCCGAGUCCGGCGGCAAAUAUCAAGAGGCUCCUCACGUCAUUGAGGUCACUCUGCCCAUGCUGUGCAGCUACUUGCCUUUCUGGUGGUCCCAGGGCCCUGAUAAUGUCAACUUGACUGAAGGUCAGGACUAUGGCUCUGACAGAAGAAACAGUUUGCAGUUUGACACCUCUUCCAGCAACCAUGUUACCACGGUAACGGCACAGCUGAUGAAUGCGGUACUGGGAAAUGUGCUGAAGCUGAUUAAGAACAAUGUGGGGACACCUAACGCCCCCUGGAUGAACAGGAUUGCAACACGUACCCAACCAAUUAUUGCUAACUCCACCCUGGAGAUGCUGGAGGAGCACAUGCUCCCCCUGGCAGAGAAAAUCACAGAUAACCGUCACAAGGUGGAGCUCCUGGAGGAACAGUACAAUGCCAUCAAGAGGAACCAGCAGGACAUAGACUCUGAGAUUGAGGAACAGCUACAUGAUGCAAUGCACAUCCUGGUAAGAGAUAUCUAUGCCUUCUUCCCUCUGUUGAUCAAGUAUGUGGACCAGCACAGGUCUCACUGGCUUAGAAACCCCACAGUGGGUGCAGAGAAGCUGUACACAUGUAUUGCUGAAAUCUUCACCUACUGGACCAAGUCACCUUUUUUCAAGAGAGAAGAGCACAACUUUGUCACCCAGAACGAGAUCGACAACAUGGCAUUAAUCAUGCCCAGUCAGCAAGGAAAAUCCCUCCAGGUGGUGCGAGCAGACAGUGGCAACCAGAGUCAGGACCAAGAGAGCACUGUUCCCAAGUCUGGCAGGAAGAAGCACAAGCCAAAGAUGGACAGCUACACCAGCUUGAAUGUGGCCUGUUUGAAGAGGCUUCUACCUAUAGGGUUGAACCUGUUUGGAGGCAGGGAGCAAGAGCUGGUUCAACAGGCAAAGGAUAAGCUGAUACAGAAGGAACCGGAGGGAGACAUUGAGGAGUUUCUCAAGUCCAGUCUGAUGCUGGAAGAUGAGAAUGAAGAGAAUGACAACAAGUGGCAGAAAGUUCUAUACAAGAAGAUUGGCCGCACCAAGUUUGCAGGAGUGGUGGAGAUGACACUGGACCAUGCUGUGGAGAGGGUGAUGUCAAUGGCAAGAGUUCUCCAUGGCUUGCACCUGGUUGAACACCCGCCACCAUCCCAUAAGGGUGCCUGGCGUAAGGUGAUCUCUACCCAGAGGAAGAGAGCAGUCAUGGCAUGCUUUAGAAUGGUGCCACUUCAUAACCUGCCAAGACAUCGUGUGAUCAACCUGUUCAUGAAGGCAUACAAAGAACAGUGGCUGAUAAUGGAAGAUAUUGGUCAAGUCAGACUUAUAGAGGACCUCACACAUUCAGAAGAAGAAGAUAUAGAGAAAAAGGAAGAAGAGGAAGAAGAAAAACCAGAUGCCCUAACACAGUUGGUGACUGCCUUGAGUCGUACUGCCACCACGGAGCAGGAUACACUUCAGGAAAACUUCCUCUACAUGUCCUUUGCACAAAUCAUGAGCAAGAGUUGCAGCGGUGAAGAUGAAGAUGAUGAUGAUGAGAAUGAAGAAGACCCAGGAGCCUCCUUCCAGGAGCAAGAGAUGGAAAAACAGCAGCUUUUGUUUGAACAGUCACGCCUUGCUGACCGUGCAGCCGCAGAGAUGAUGCUUCUUUACAUCAGUGCUAGUAGAGGUGCUUGGACAGAUAUGGUAAUAAACACUAUUGAUCUAGGCAUCUCCUUGCUCCGUGGAGGUAAUGAAGAAAUUCAGUCGCGUAUGCUGACACAUCUGAGAGAAAAGAAAGAUGUCGGAUUCUUCACCUCUAUUGCUGGAAUGAUGCAGAGAUGUAGUGUAUUGGACCUGGAUGCAUUUGAGAGGAACAAUAAGGCUGAGAGCCUGGGUGUUGGCAGUGAGGGGGCAGCAGGUGUCAAGAAUCUCCAUGAUGCUGAGCAGACGUGUAAACUAUUCCGUUUCUUGCAGUUACUGUGUGAAGGGCACAACCUUGAGUUCCAGAACUACCUGAGAACACAGGCUGGGAACAAUACAACAGUCAACAUCAUCAUCUGCACUGUGGAUUAUCUACUUAGAUUACAGGAAUCAAUUAUGGACUUCUACUGGCACUACUCGGGUAAAGAUGUCAUUGAUCCAGCUGGCAAGGACAACUUUGUCCGCGCCAUCAAGGUGGCCAAGCAAGUGUUCAGGACACUCACUGAGUAUAUACAGGGUCCCUGCUCACAGAAUCAGCUGGCCUUGGCACACAGUAGAUUGUGGGAUGCAGUUGGAGGAUUCCUCUAUAUCUUUGCUCACAUGCAGGAUAAGUUGUCCAAGGAUCCAGAACAACUUGAACUCCUCAGAGAAUUUAUGAAACUACAAAAAGAUAUGAUGAUUAUGUUGCUAUCCAUGUUGGAAGGGAAUGUCAUGAAUGGACCCAUUGGAAAACAGAUGGUGGACACUUUAGUGGAGUCGUCUGCCAACGUUGAGAUGAUCCUCAAGUUUUUUGAUAUAUUCUUAAAAAUGAAGGAUAUGACAACUUCAGAGGCUUUCUUGGCAGCAGACAAAAAUGGUGAUGGAGUUUUGUCACCAAGAGAAUUUCGUGACAAUAUGGUGUCACAGAAAAUGUACAAACGGAAUUUGAUACAAACAAAGAUGGAUGGAUAUCUUGCAAAGAAUUCCGUCGAGCUAUGCUGGAUCAAAAGAUGUAUAAAAGGUUUGUCUUGCAGUAGGCACGGGUUGAUGAGUAAAGAGCUGCAGACGGAGCAUGAGAGUGAAAUCAUCCAAUGCUACUGCUGCCAUCUACUGGAGUUUGAUACAAAUAAAGAUGGAGUUGUGUCACCCAAAGAGCUUCGCCAUGCAAUGGAGGCACAUAAAAUCUACUCUUCCGAGGAGAUAGACUACAUCAUGAUGUGUGUGGACACCAAUCAGGACGGCAAAGUGGAUUUCAUGGAGUUCACUGACCGUUUCCACAAUCCAGCCAAAGACAUCGGCUUCAAUGUAGCCGUCCUGUUGACCAACCUUUCAGAGCACAUGCCAAGUGAGCCAAGGUUGGCCAGAUUGAUGGAGAGAGCCAAACCAGUUCUGGAUUACUUUGGCAUGUAUCUGGGCAGGAUUGAGAUUCUGGGCAGCAGUGGCAGAAUUGAGAGAGUCUACUUUGAAAUAAAACAGUCUCAUAUAGACCAGUGGGAGAAGCCACAGAUUAAGGAAUCCAAGCGUUCUUUCCUGCACAGUGUGGUCAAUGAGGGAGGUGACAAAGAGAAGCUAGAGUCCUUUGUUAACUUUUGUGAGGACACCAUUUUUGAGAUGCAACAUGCCACUAGUAUCAGUGCAGAAGAACAGAUGGCGCAAAUGGCAACAGCGGCAGCACUGAGGAAGGAAGCUGGGUUGCCUGAGGAACAGGGGGCUGUGGCUAUAAAUGCUGUGAAAACUGGCUUCUCAAUGCUGAAGGAUGGCAUUUUACUCUUCCUGUCCUUCUUCUCUUGGGCUAAUAUCAAACAUGGUUAUCAAACAGUGAAAGGGAUGACAUUUUCAGAGAUGUUAUUAGCCCUGAUGAAGCUUGGUGCCAAGGCUGUCUUGGCAAUAAUGACACUCAUGUUCCACAUUGUGUGGAUGCUAGGGAAGUGGGUGAUAGCGAUGAUGAUGGGUGACCAAGGUGGCGAUCUGCCCUCCAAGGACGUAUCCCAUAAGGCCCUGCCCUACGCCAGCCCGCUGGCACUGGAAGGAGAGAAGGCCAGACCAGGUCCAGGAAAACAGCUGGGAAGAGAAGCAGAAAUGGCGGGAGAAGACCCUGAGCAGUACAGGGUGUUUGGGCUGGAUAUCCACAGGGAAGAGACAGAUGUUGGAGUCGAAUAUUCUCUGUCCGCUAGCCAGCGCCACCUGGCUCAGACCACCCCAGAGUCCAGUCUGGAUAUGAGUGAGGGAGAGAUGGCUGACCACCUGCAGCCCAAGCAGAACGGGAUCCACGCUGGGGAACCUGCUUAUGGAGGCACACAUGGUGACCAGUAUGAUGCCUUCCACCAGAAGAAACCACCACAUGAUGCUCCAGCAGGUGGUGAACAUGCCAGUGGUGAAGAUGUGACUGACAAACGGAAGCAAGCAAAAGACGAUGAGCUGCCAUACGAGAUCAAAGGAACAGAAUAUGGCAACUUUGUUCUUGGUUGGUUUGCAAGAAAUUUCUACAAUUUCAAGUUUGCUGCCCUGGUGCUGGCCUUCAUCAUCAACUUUGUGCUGUUGUUUUAUCAGGUGGUGAAGGUGCCUAUUGCUGGUGAGGAUGUUGGUAAUGAUAUGGCCGAGGCAGCUGUGAAUGCUACAGAGGGAGAGGAGGGAGGAGAAGAACCCAGUGAGGAGGAGUUUGAGGAGUGGAUCACUAUGGCCAGCACUCUGUACUAUUUGCUGCCUGUGGUCCAGUUGUGUGCACUGGCUCAUACCAUUGUGUCCUUCUCCAUUGCUAUUGCAUACUACUGCUUAAAGGUACCACUAGUUAUCUUCAAACGUGAAAAAGAGAUUGCUCGCAAGUUGGAAUUUGAAGGCAUGUGGAUAGCAGAACAACCCAGUGAGGAUGACAUCAAGAGCCACUGGGAUAAACUGGUGUUAAGCACAGCCUCCUUUCCAGAGAGCUACUGGGACAAGUUCGUGAAGAAGAAGGUCCGCAAUAAGUACUGUGAACAGUUUGACUUUGACGAGAUCAGCAACCUGCUGGGGAUGGAGAAAGGCUCCACAAUUCCUGGCAAAGAUGCUCACCAGGAGCAGCCCAAGUCCCGCUUCCUGCCACAUUUUCUACAAGGUGUUGACUGGCAGUAUCACAUUUGGAAGUGGGGGGUCAUUUUUACUGACAAUUCUUUCUUAUAUCUGCUGUGUUUCUGCCUGUUCUCCGUCCUUGGGAAUUUUAACUAUUUCUUCUUUGCCGCCCAUCUGUUGGAUUUAGCCAUUGGCAUUAAGGCCCUCAGCACCAUCCUGCAGUCAGUAACUCACAAUGGAAAGCAGUUGGUGCUCACGGUGAUGUUGACUAUCGUGGUUGUGUAUGUGUAUACUGUGAUAGCUUUCAACUUCUUCCGUCAAUUCUACGCGAAAGAAGAAGAUGGAGAAAAGGAUUACAAGUGUCAGGACAUGUUGACGUGUUUCAUCUUCCACUUGUAUGUGGGGGUCCGUGCUGGGGGUGGCAUUGGUGAUGAGAUCGAGGCCCCAGAUGGCGACCCAUACGAAGUGUACCGUAUCCUGUUUGACAUCACUUUCUUCUUCUUUGUUAUUGUCAUUCUGCUGGCUAUCAUGCAGGGUUUGAUCAUUGAUGCCUUUGGUGAGUUGAGAGACCAGUUGGAACAGGUCAAGGAAGAUAUGGAGUCCAAGUGCUUCAUAUGUGGGAUUGGUAAAGAAUACUUUGACAAGGUGCCCCAUGGUUUUGAACAGCAUGUCAUGAAUGAGCAUAACUUUGCCAACUAUAUGUUCUUCUUGAUGCACUUGAUCAAUAAACCUGAUACAGAAUACACUGGCCAGGAGUCCUAUGUGUGGGAGCUGUAUAACCAGAGAUGUUGGGACUUCUUCCCUGUUGGUGACUGCUUCAGGAAACAGUACGAGGAUGAACCCCAAGGAAGCUGAUGAAAAACAAAAAUUUAUUGAGAUUGAUAAGUUUUUAGACAUAUGGGCAUAUCAGUCUUGAGGAUGAAACAAGUUUCCUCAUAUUGAUGGAUUUUGAUUUGUAAUAUGCAUCUUUCACAUUGUCACAAGCACUUGACAUGUGAUUGGGGCAACUAAAAAUUUUGUUUUUACAGUCAUCACAGAAAUUCAAGGAUAUCAACACAUGCAGGCGUGAACUUGGACCCAAGAGGGAUUAAAAAACGAAAAAAAAAAGAGCAAGACUUUAGCACAUUAAACAGUUCAAUGUCAAUUAUCAUGUAUGGAUUAACAUUUUAGCAUUACAUGAGCUGUCUAGAAAAGUGAUGAUCCCUGCAAUUUAAUGAAGUGCAAUGGUGUAUAGAAGCAACAUUUUGAUUGAUGUGUGUAGCCUUGUUAUUGACUUUGUUCAGACUGAAACCAGUCUACCAUUUCUACUUGGAUUUCUAGAAUUGUGUAGGUGCUGGACAAUGCUCAUUUCCUUCUUCUAGUGACGGCGAUGAUGAUCCAAGCUAAUUUUAAAGUGAUGAAAAUUACUAUUGGAACAUUUAUUUAAUUUGAAUUCGAAAAGCAGAGGGAAAAGUGAAGUUUACUCACAUACAUUUUUUUUUGUUAUCAGAUGCAUGUAAUAUGCAUAUGACUCCCUAGCAUAUUACUAGACCUGAGAUUGUGAAAACUUUCCCUUUAUUAACUGAAUAAUUAAAUAUCACCCUAAGAGUAGAUUU